Phascolarctos cinereus (koala) is the source of this 1214-nucleotide messenger RNA. It is a transcript of the gene DPM2, whose product is annotated as dolichyl-phosphate mannosyltransferase subunit 2, regulatory. The record is from RefSeq and is a predicted model, not a curated record. Gene Ontology annotation, molecular function: enzyme regulator activity. Lineage: Eukaryota; Metazoa; Chordata; Mammalia; Diprotodontia; Phascolarctidae. Gene Ontology annotation, cellular component: dolichol-phosphate-mannose synthase complex; endoplasmic reticulum membrane. Gene Ontology annotation, biological process: GPI anchor biosynthetic process; dolichol phosphate mannose biosynthetic process.
UGGCCGAUCUCCGGGAUGGGAAGGCGAGGAACUACGACUCCCAGGAUGCACCGUGAUUCUGCCCCCGGGGGGAAGAAAAUGGAUUAGUCCGGAAGUGGCAUGUGUCCUGCUCCAACUAAGAUUCGGCAGAAAUGGCCACAAGAACAGACCAGGUGGUUGGGUUUGGCCUGGUGGUCUUCAGUCUUGUGAUCUUCAUCUACUACACAAUCUGGGUGAUCAUUCUGCCUUUCAUAGACAGUGACCACAUCAUCCACACGUACUUCCUGCCCAGAGAGUAUGCCAUUAUCAUCCCCCUAGCAGCUGGCCUGGUCCUGUUGCUGUUUGUGGGGCUGUUCAUCACUUACGUAAUGCUGAAGAAUAGGAAGCCAGCCAAGAAGACAAAUUGAAGGAGGAGGCAUAGCCAGACUUGGGGAGGAGCUGGAGGUCAAAUCUUGGACCCUGUCUGCUGCAUCCCAUCGGGGCUUGGAGGAGACUUUGGGGGCAGAGAUCAGAGAGGGUUCUGUGUCCCGGCCUCACCACCUCCUCUCAGGCCAGGGUGGACUGGGACAGGGGUGCAGUCCUAAUCUUAGGACACAGCUGAUGCUCCCAGAUGCCCCUUGAAAGGUGUACAUUUUGGUCCUAUGGGACUGGCCUGAAUUGAGUUCCAUCUAUGACUGACUGCCUCCUUCAUCCUGGGAUCCAGCCCGUGUGAGAGGAGCAAGAAGUGGGCAUUCCAGCUCUUCUCCCUUGGCCCCUCUCCCAGAUUUAUGGGCAAAGGAGACGCCAACCUCCUUCCCUCUCUCCUAUCCCUCUUGGGCUCUGCAGACGAGCUUUCCUUCACAUUCCUAUAGGUCCCUUCAUUUCUCUACCUCUUGCUCAGUGGAAAGUCAGCUUUUCAGAGGCUGACACAACCUUGGGCUCUUCCCAGGGUACAGGUUCUCCUAGACAAAUCCCUGGCCCUAAAUUCACUUCCCUGGGGAGCAAGACCAGACCCCAACCUGGUGAAGGGGCCAAAGAGGAAAGAUGCUCAAUGCAGGCUGUGAAGAUUAGAAGCUUUGUGGACCAAACUACUGGCACUGCCAGGUAUAAAGGCCUGACAGAUACUGUUUGUCCAAUGUGCUGUGUCACACUCUGUACUCAUCUGAUCUCCAUGUGGUCCCUAUACCUUACCACAGCCCCUGUGCUACUAAGCUUCCGGCUUCAUCUCUGUGUUCAAUAAAUAUUUGAUACAUGUC